Molecule: messenger RNA, 2136 nt
Organism: Kalmanozyma brasiliensis GHG001
Lineage: Eukaryota; Fungi; Basidiomycota; Ustilaginomycetes; Ustilaginales
Product: Protein kinase domain protein
Exons: 1
Coding region: 1-2136 (711 amino acids)
Biological process (GO): intracellular signal transduction; protein phosphorylation
Molecular function (GO): ATP binding; protein serine/threonine kinase activity
Source: RefSeq, a predicted model, not a curated record
AUGUCGUCCACCAGCGCAAAUCAACAACACAAGAACCUCCUCGGCCAUCGCAUCGCCGAUGGUCGUUUGGAGCUCGUCCAGGUCCUCGGCCUCGGCGCGUACGGCGUCGUCUACCUCGCCCGCGACCUCCACCACCACCACGGCGCUUACGCCUCCACCUCCAACCACUCAGCAGCUGCCUCGCUCGCCGCCGCCAAACAGGGCCACGCUUCCGGCUACUAUGCCGUAAAGUGCCUCAACAAGGUCGGUCUCGAUGCUCGUCAGCGUGCCUUCCAGCGUCGUGAAAUCAUGCUCCACACCAUGGCCUCCAGUCAUCCCAACGUCGUUACCCUCCACCGUGUCAUUGACGACCCGCAGGACCCUUGCGUCUACGUCGUCCUCGACUACUGCCCCGAUGGCGACCUCUUCAGCAUGAUCACCGAAACCCAGCGCUACAUGCUCCCCAGCUCCGUCACGCGCGCCGCCGAAGAGCAAGGCAUCGACGUCGCCUUCACCUCGGAACGCCUCAAGAUGGACACCCUCAUCCGUGACGUCUUUGACCAGAUCCUCGACGCCGUCGACUUUUGCCAUUCCAUGGGCAUCUACCACCGCGACCUCAAGCCAGAGAACAUCCUCUGCCUACGAGGAGGCGCCAAGGUGGUGCUCGCCGACUUUGGUCUGGCCACCGGCGACAAGACCAGCUCCGACUUCGGUUGUGGCAGCACCUUCUACAUGGGUCCAGAGUGCCAAGGUGGCAUCACCCGCCGCCUCACCAGCUACAGCACCGCCGCCAAUGAUGUGUGGUCCUUGGGUGUCAUCCUCGUCAACCUCAUCUGCGGUCGCAACCCAUGGAAGCAGGCUUGCCCCGCCGACGACACCUUCCGCGAGUACCUGCGCAACCCCGACUUUCUCAAAGAGAUCCUUCCCAUCUCGGAAGGCGUCAACUCGAUCCUCAAGCGCGUCUUCACCUUCCGCGCCGAGGCUCGUUGCACCAUCGCCGACUUGAGAAAGAUGGUCCGCAGCGUCGACAGGCUCACCGCCACCUCUGCCGAGAUCAAGCACCGCCAGCAGGUCGCUCGCCAGGCCGCCGCCGAAGCUCACGCCGCCCGCCAAGCCGAGAAGGAAGCUGCUGCCGCCGCCGCCGCUUACCAGCAACGCAAGCAGCAGCAGUCGGCCCUCGAGGCUGCCCGUGCUGCCGCUGCUGCCGCCACCGCUCCUACAACCCAGGUCAUCCGUCACCACGUCGUUGCCGCUCGCAAGCCAGAAUGUGCUCGCGCUGCCUACCAACCUCAGGUGGCCACGCUCGACCAGAUCGUCGCGACCCAGCCCAUCGUCUACGCCAACCACACUUCGUCUUGCUACGACAGCUACUCUUCGGACUCGGAGGCGGAGGAGCUUCAGGAGAGUAGCAGCAGUGGCGAGGGCGGCGCCGGCUCCUUCUCGCCCACCGAGAAUGACAUCGACUGGUCGCAGCACCCCAUCACCAAGCCCGUCGAUGCUCAACGAGUCGCCUCGAACCUCACCAGCAUGAGCGACGUUCACCGACACCAGCAGCAGCCCGCCGACACUACCACCGCUGUCGCGUCGUCACCCUUGCGGUCCACCCACAGCUCCGCCGCCAUGGACGAUCGUGAGGGAUCUCUGGACGACUGCUCCAGCCGCAGUGGUAGCGGCGAGUCUCGUCGCAGCUCAGCCUCGUACACGGGUCUGCCACCCACUCCUCAAUUUGUCUCACACAGCGUUGAGGAGGACGCACUGUUCAGAAUCAACGGUGUGGACGGCGGCUCGCCUACCCCCGCCAGUCGACGUGCUCCCAUCAAGGCAGCGGCGGCGGCGCUGUUUGCUGACGGUGCCGACGCCGACGAGACCAUCAUGGCCAUCGAAGGCAAGACGGCCUCCCGUGCCCUGCCUGCACGCUGGCUGCAGAGCUGUUGGGCGCAAACCCCACAAGAGGAUGAUGCAGGCAUCAUUCCUUCCAAAGACUCUUCUCCCGCCAUUGCCGGCUGGGCCGCUGCACGCGACCAAUUUGGCAGCGUGCCCAGCCGCCGCGGCGGCGCCGCUGCCCCCUCCGCCAUCCCCUCCUACCGCUCCCACGCCUCGCUCGUCGCCGCUCAGCACUACGUCGCUCAAGCCGCACGAUACACCGAACGUCACUGA